This is a messenger RNA of Morone saxatilis (striped sea-bass), 1331 nucleotides long. It is a transcript of the gene tnfb, whose product is annotated as tumor necrosis factor b (TNF superfamily, member 2). Lineage: Eukaryota; Metazoa; Chordata; Actinopteri; Moronidae. Gene Ontology annotation, molecular function: tumor necrosis factor receptor binding. The record is from RefSeq and is a predicted model, not a curated record. Bases 122 to 880 code for a protein of 252 amino acids. The transcript has 4 exons. Gene Ontology annotation, biological process: immune response. Gene Ontology annotation, cellular component: membrane.
GAGAGAAGUAUCAUCACAGAGCACUGGAAGCACCUCAAGACACAGCAUACAGCCAAGUGUUCAGCUGGCAGAUAUUUCUAAACAGCAAGCAGUAACGACUAACAUCCAAGUUGUGCACAGUAUGGUGGCAUACACAACUGCACCAGGUGACGUGGAGAUGGGUCUUGAGGAGAGGACAGUGGUUAUGGUAGAAAAGAAGUCCUCUACACAGCGGAUAUGGACGGUGUCUGGGGCCAUUCUCAUUGUGGCCCUGUGUUUUGGAGGUGUCCUGCUGUUUGCUUGGUACUGGAGUGGAAAGCCAGAAAUGAUGACGCAAUCAGGCCAAACCGAAGCACUAAUCGAGAAGGACACUGCUGAGAAAACAGAUCCCCACUACACACUGAAGCGCAUCAGCAGCAAAGCCAAGGCAGCCAUCCAUUUAGAAGGUAGCUACGACGACGAGAGUUUGACAGCCGAGCUAGAGUGGAAGGAUGGCCAAGGCCAAGCUUUCGCUCAAGGCGGCUUCCAACUGGCAAACAACCAGAUUGUCAUCCCACAAUCUGGCCUCUACUUCGUCUACAGCCAGGCGUCGUUCAGAGUCUCCUGCAACGAUGGUGAAGAGGAAAGCGCAGGAAAACGCCUCACACCUCUCAGCCACAGGAUCUGGCGCUACUCAGACUCCAUAGGCAGCAGAGCCUCUCUGAUGAGCGCGGUGAGAUCAGCGUGCCAAAACACCGCUCAGGAGGACAGCUACAGAAGCGGACAGGGCUGGUACAAUGCCAUUUAUCUGGGCGCAGUGUUUCAGCUGAAUAAAGGAGACAAACUGUGGACAGAAACUAACCAGCCAUCACAGCUGGAGACCGACGAGGGCAAGACUUUCUUUGGUGUGUUUGCACUUUAAAAUGACUCUUUGCUGUGAAACUAAGAGAAAUGAUACACAGCUCUGCACAGUGCCAUAAGUUUUCUUGUUUUUUUAACAAUUCUUUUGUUAUUCAUCUUUAUGGUGAUGUAGACAUUUUUAAAUCUCAAUGGAGAUAAAGCUUGUAGCUGAACAGGCAGUCCUGAUUUUUUAAAAUCCUAUAAACUGUAACAGUUUGUAACAUUAUUUCUAUUUUAGGCACUUUUUGUACAUUAUUUAUGUUGACCUGAGAUUGUAGUAGGCUAGACUUUCUCUGCUGUAUUAGAUGACGACACAGCUCUUCACUGGAGAGUUUAGGUUCAAGGAUUAUGAGGAUUAUGUACAGAACUAUUAUCAUAUACUAUGACAUCCUGUAUGUAUUUAUUUGUAUUUAUUUAUAUUUAAAUUGUUGGGAUUAGGAGAAUAUUAUAUUUAUAUUUACUUUAUGUGCACA